GCCGCUCUCGCCGCCGUUCGCCAGUCGCGCAGAGGCCUCCCUGCUGGCAAAAGCGCUCUCCUGCCAACUCUGCUAUACUGCUUUAUUCCUCUCACUGUCUGUCCCCCUGCUACUGGAUUGUUCGCUUAUUAAAGUCGCCCAGUCUGUCGUCGUCGUCGCGCGCUUUGUGCCCAAAUGCCGCCGAGUGAGUGCCAGCUUCUCCCCCGGCCCUCCGCCGGCUGCAUCGGGAAAUGAGUCGCCCGCCGUCAUCGUCUCUGGACCACUUUCAUCCCCGCGAGCGCAGCCACAAAGGUGGGUGUGAUUUCUGCAAUCUUGGCUUGCAUCUAGAAAACAGAAAACAAAAGGUGGCUAGACCAGCAUGAAGGGCCGUUUUGGGCCCUUAACAGUGGUGCUGGUCCUGUGCAGCUGGGUGGUGACGCGUGCGGGCGACGACAGGGUGCACGACAGGCUGGCUGUUGUGCGCAGACUGCUGGAAGAGGUGCCCUUAAUUGACGGGCACAAUGACCUUCCGUGGAACAUACGCAAGUACGUGCGCAACCAGCUACAAGAUUUUCACUUCUCAGAAGACCUCCGACAGACUGAGCCGUGGGCCCGCAGUGUUUGGUCCCACACGGACCUCUUUAGACUUCAGCAAGGCAUGGUCGGCGCACAGUUUUGGUCAGCGUAUGCGCCGUGCAGCUCGCAGUACCUGGACUCUGUUCAGCUAACCCUGGAGCAAAUUGAUGUGAUCAGGAGACUGAUAGCACAAUACCCGCAGCACAUGCAGUUUGUCACCACGGCCGACGAGGUCGUGGAGGCGCACCGUGCCCGCAAACUGGCCAGCCUGAUCGGGGUGGAGGGCGGGCACGCCAUCGGCACGAGUCUUGCUGUGCUGCGGGUCCUCUACCGGCUAGGGGCUAGAUACCUCACACUCACGCAUACCUGUAGCACCCCUUGGGCAGACUGCUCCAAUGUGGAUGCACCGGGACAGAUUCCAGACCACGGCGGCCUUACUGAUUUCGGCAAGGCCGUGGUUCUGGAAAUGAACCGUCUCGGAAUGAUGGUCGAUCUGUCCCACGUGUCCAUCCUCACGAUGCUGGACGUGCUGCAAGUGACCAAGGCGCCGGUCAUCUUCUCGCACUCGGCGGCGCACGCACUUUGUAACAGCUCGAGAAAUGUGCCUGACCACGUCCUUCGUCUUGUCGCUCAAAAUAGAGGGAUAGUAAUGGUGGCCUUUUAUACCUACUUUGUAAGCUGUAAUGAUACUGCCACAAUUAGAGAUGUAGUAGCGCACAUCAAUCAUAUUCGAGACGUGGCUGGAGCCGACCAUGUGGGCAUAGGCGCCGGCUAUGAUGGCAUCAACUUGACUCCCAAAGGUUUGGAGGACGUGUCAGGGUAUCCUAGGCUUUUCGCUGAGCUGCUGGCAUCGAAGCGAUGGACUGAACAUGACCUUAAAAAAUUAGCUGGUCUGAACUUGCUCAGAGUAAUGAAGGACGUCGAGCAGGUUCGAGACAACAUGCGCCAAUCUGGUGUCCAGCCGUCAGAAGACCUGAUUCCUGCGCAUGAUCUCUAUGGAAAAACAUACUGCCGGUUUCCUGAAACAUGAACUGCGAUGAACUUGCUUCUCCUAAUGUGCGGACUGAUGAAAAUAAGCACUCGCGCGCGCAGUGUGUCAGUGAGUGACGCAGCGGAGAGUGAGAUAGUGUUCAAAUGUUUUGGCCGCACGCUCGCGAAACAAACUAAAAGUUUUGCAUGAGUGGAUAUAUCAAGGUGCCCCUGAGGAUUAAGCAUAGGGUCUCAAGAAAACAAACACAAACUGUCGUACACUUUAUCAAGAGGGGCGUCGAGACCAGAGCCGAAAUUGAACUUUGGGCUUUUUAACAAACUACUUGAUGACGAAAUGUUCUCGGUUAUGAAACUGUUUUGAAAUUUUUUAUAUAUCAGUUUAAUCAAAACGGCGGAACGUUAAUUGAAAGUGUUGAUCAUAUUUCGAAGAGUAUAUUUGUAUGGCAUGUGAUUGCUGUCGUCAUUACUGAGGAAGCAAACUCUCUCAGAAGACAACUUUUACUGUUUGUUUGUAAAUUGGGCAGAAAACAAGAGGGUUUUUAAUAAAAUGUGAAGUUAACAGACAAAUGGUAAAAA
Messenger RNA from Cloeon dipterum, 2121 nucleotides. Its product is annotated as dipeptidase 1-like. The record is from RefSeq and is a predicted model, not a curated record. Gene Ontology annotation, molecular function: metallodipeptidase activity. Gene Ontology annotation, biological process: proteolysis. The transcript has 12 exons. Bases 359 to 1585 code for a protein of 408 amino acids. NCBI's taxonomy places the organism in Eukaryota, Metazoa, Arthropoda, Insecta, Ephemeroptera, Baetidae.